This is a messenger RNA of Vespa velutina, 1058 nucleotides long. RefSeq names its product BLOC-1-related complex subunit 6 (gene BORCS6). Lineage: Eukaryota; Metazoa; Arthropoda; Insecta; Hymenoptera; Vespidae. The record is from RefSeq and is a predicted model, not a curated record. The coding region runs from base 154 to 978 and encodes 274 amino acids. Gene Ontology annotation, cellular component: BORC complex. Gene Ontology annotation, biological process: lysosome localization. The transcript is spliced from 4 exons.
AUGCGCAAGACGUUACUGCGCAAAUAUCGCGUUGACGCUUCAUUGUAUGCAUGAUACACAACAGAUCAAAGAUAUGAGUAAAAUCGAUACAUUUGACUAAGAUUUGAUUGUAUUUCAUUUGAACAAUAUUUUUAAUUAUUUUAUAUUAUUAAAAUGGAGAUGGAAGAUGGUGAAAAUUUAUCAAAGCCAACGGGAACUACUCGAAUUGAAAAAAAUCCUGUUGACUAUGACGAAGACAGAAUGCAUGAGAUGACAGCUUCUUAUUCGGAAAUAUCAUUUGAUUCCCAAUCUUCUCCACCAGUUUCUGAGUUGAGGUCGCUUAUUGAAUCUCCUGAUAUAGAUGGAAAAUAUUUGGGAGAAUGUCUGGAAAAGAUGAAUGGUAUUGGAAAUAGACCAGAUCAAUUAGAUUUAAGAAGUAGAGAUUCUAGCCCAAACGAAGAAGAGGAUUUAGAUCCACCAAGUUAUCAUAAAGCUAUGGGCUAUUUACAAUUAGAAGGAACGGUAAUGCAGGAUGGAGAUAUGGUUUUGUUUGUAACGGAAGACUUGGAAAAUAAGAUUAAAUUGUCCAGUCCAGUUACAAAAAAGGGAGAAACUCCUUCUUUCCCAGGAUCACGAAGUUCUACUCCUUGUUUAUAUAGACAAGCAUUAACCCCACAGUUACCUUUACUUGAUCAUAAUGUAUUAAAUGAAUUAGAAAUGGAAGCAAGAAAGAUAGCUACAUCUGUUGAUGCUCUUACAGAAAAUCUUGCUGCUAUUUUACAUAGUGCGUCCGCGCUUACAGUAGGUUGUUUGGAAACUUAUAGGGAUGCAGUAUGUAAGACUUGCGAUGCCGUAGAUCACAAUAUAAAGUCUAUGUAUCAGUUAAUGGCAAAGUGUGAAGAAUUAUCAAAAUAUAUGGCACCGAUUUAUAAGUUGGCAGAGCAAAUUAAGGAGAUGAAGAGGAUGCUGGAACUGUUUGAGAGUGCAAUGAAUUUAUAAAGGUAGAAGCCACCUUAUGACAUCAACUUCUUGUUUUUUUUUUUUUUUUUUUUUUUUUUUUCCCCAAACGCUUUUGUGAA